Messenger RNA from Ciona intestinalis (vase tunicate), 704 nucleotides. The record is from RefSeq and is a predicted model, not a curated record. NCBI's taxonomy places the organism in Eukaryota, Metazoa, Chordata, Ascidiacea, Phlebobranchia, Cionidae.
CCCUCGCUAAGCGGUUGUCAGUUGUAUCAGUUUCUGAUAGUUACUUGUAACCUGAACCUAUAUGUACGGACUUCGAUACAUCCAUUUUUAAACAAAGGUCGUACUUAAUUGCUUUCGACUGUUGCGCCGUAAAGGAUAAUUGUUACACCAUAAAGAUGCCGAAUUCUAUUAAUUCUGAGGAUGAACUAAACAACCCCAAAUCAGGAUACUCGUCAGAUUCUAGCAGUUCUAGUUCAAGUUCUGAUUCUUCAAAAUCGACAGCCUCUCGAAAAUCGAGUGUAAGUUCUGUGCGUUCCAAAGAAAAGAAAGUUUCUUCUGAAAGCGAAAAGGAAUUGAAAAGCUCAAGUGAAGACGAAACUUCGGAUUCCGAAGUUAAAAAUCCGAAAACUUCCGAAUCUGAGAAGUCUGACUUGGAACCAGAGAAUACUCCAAAUAAAAAAAGCCCUGUACCACGUGACACCGAUUCGUCGUCGUCAUCAUCCAGCAGCGAAGACGAAGACACAGAAAUAACAAAAACACCGGAACCGGAAACGACGAAAAAGGAGGAAAAGGAAUUAACUCCUAUACUGACGUUGCCCAAACUUUUGCCCCCUGUUGAAACAGAUGUUACAACUGAUGAAACUAAAUCGUUGAAAAAAGUUACGAUAACAGCUGGAGAUGAAAUAGAAGACAUCUCGGCUGAAGAGGAUAUGCCGGAAAUGUAG